Messenger RNA from Micromonas pusilla CCMP1545, 798 nucleotides. RefSeq lists its product as uncharacterized. NCBI's taxonomy places the organism in Eukaryota, Viridiplantae, Chlorophyta, Mamiellophyceae, Mamiellales, Mamiellaceae. The coding region runs from base 1 to 798 and encodes 265 amino acids. The record is from RefSeq and is a predicted model, not a curated record. The transcript has a single exon.
AUGCCGCGUCCGCUGCCGAUCGCGGCGGCGCGUCUGAUGACGCGUCGCGCGCUUCUCUCGAAGAUGAACGACGACGACGACUACGACGACGACGACGGGUUCUUCUUCUCGAGUCCGUUCUCGUGGAUCAUCGUCGGCGCGAUUUUCAUGAUCCUCCUCGCGAUCGUGACGUGGAACGUCAUGGAGCGCCUCAGGGUCGUCGAGGAGGAGCGCGUGGCGGCGGAGCGCGCGGCCGCGCGAGAGGAGGCGGAGGACGAGAUGAAGGACGCGAAGAGGCGAAGGAUGGCGACGGCGUGGAUGCGAAGGUACGGCGACGGCGCGUGCGUCGAGGUCGCGAUGCCGGGCGGGAUCUCCGCGGUGGGGUACAAGGAGACCGGCCGAGAGCGAGAAGAAGCGCGCGGCGGGAAGGACGACGAGACGGAAUCGGACGAGGAGACGACGACGAGCGCGUCGCGGUAUCUCGCGGCGUUCAGACAGGACAGCGCGGAGCGAGCGCCGACGACGUCGUUUUGGCUUUCGGUCGAGGACGACGACCGCCGCGACGACUCCGCGCACGGCGGCGCGGUGAACAGGCGCGCGCGCGCGGGGAACGUGGUGUGCCCGGUGGAGAACCCGGAGAGCCGACCGCCGUCGCCCGCGACGUCGCGCUCUCGGCUCACCACGUCGGUCGUCGUCGAGAGCGUCGAGAGGCCCGGAGGCGCGGCGGAGACGGCGUCGUCGUCGACGCGCGAGGGGGGGGACGUGGAGCGAGGCUUCUUCGGAGAAGAGAGGGGGGACGUAGAGCGCGGUGGCUUGUGA